Molecule: messenger RNA, 2228 nt
Organism: Malurus melanocephalus (red-backed fairy wren)
Lineage: Eukaryota; Metazoa; Chordata; Aves; Passeriformes; Maluridae
Gene: SEMA6B
Product: semaphorin 6B
Exons: 4
Biological process (GO): positive regulation of cell migration; negative regulation of axon extension involved in axon guidance; negative chemotaxis
Molecular function (GO): chemorepellent activity; semaphorin receptor binding
Source: RefSeq, a predicted model, not a curated record
CUGCUGCUGGCCUUCCCCCCGUGCGUGGCCAGGGUGCCCGUGGCGCGCUGCCAGCAGCACUCGGGCUGCAUGAAGAAUUGCCUGGGCAGCCGGGAUCCCUACUGCGGCUGGACAGCCGAGGGCUCCUGCACCUUCCUGGAGCCCAGCCCCAGGGUGGCCUUCGAGCAGGACAUCGCCGGCRGCAGCACGUCCCACCUGGGCGAGUGCGAGGGGCUGGUGACGGAGAGCUUCGUGGACGAGCCGGACGGGCUGGUGUCGGUGAAUCUGCUGGUGAUCUCCUCGGUGGCCGCGUUCGUCAUCGGCGCCGUCAUCUCCGGCUUCAGCGUGUGCUGGUUCAUCGGGCACCGGGACCGCAAGGAGCUGGCGCGGCGCAAGGACAAGGAGACCAUCCUGGCGCACAGUGAGUCGGUGGUGAGCGUCAGCCGCCUGGGCGAGCGGCGGGCUCGCGGAGCYUUGCUGGCCCCGCUCAUGCCCAACGGGUGGCCCAAGGAGCUGGCCAAGGUCGCCCAGCACGACCUGGACUCGGGCGUGCUGCCCACGCCGGAGCAGACCCCGCUGCAGCAGAAACGCUGCCCCGGAGCUCUCCAGAACUGCACGUGGGAGCAGAGUCACAACAUCAUCAACGCGGCUUUGCGGGACCCUGGCGGCUCCGGGCCCGCGGGAGCCGGGCGGGGGCACGGCGGCUCCGGCCGAGCCCCCCGGGGCAUCCCCCUGUCCUGCCACGCCAUCCUGGUGGACCAGGAGCUGGAGGCCGAACUCAGCGACUCCUCAGGUGACGGGCAUUGGGCUCGGGACCCCCAGGAGGGUCCCCGCAGCCGGCAGCACCCACCCGCCGGCGCCCGCCGCCCGCCCCGCAGCUCCUACGGCGACUUCGGCGGGACGCCGCACCCCAGCCCCGAGCGCCGGCGGGUGGUCUCGGCACCCAGCGGGGAGGGGGGAGACUUUACCGAGGGGCCACCCUGGCACCCCGAGCAGCUGAACUUCAACGCCAACAACGGCACGGGCCGCCCCGGCGCCCACCUCAAGAGGAACCACACGUUCAACAGCGGCGAGGCGGCGGCGGGAGGCUACGGGCGGCACGGGACGGGGGCUCGGGCAGCCCGGGCACCGGGCACCCCGCGGCCGCUCACGGACCUGCACCACCUCCUGCGCUACGGCGUGGAGCGGACUCCCUCGGGGAAAUAGGGUGCCACCCCUGUGUGCGUCCCCCUGGCCAGGACACUAAUGGGGACCGCGGCUCCCUGGGGACAGGGAGGGACGGCCGGGCAGGAGCUGCGGGCAUGGGGUGAGGUGCUGCAUGGGUGAGGGGGGGACAGGCACCCCCUGGGUGCCCCCGGAGAGGGUUUGGGGGUGUCCCCGGCUGGCGCGGGGCGGUGCCCUGCGCUCCGGCUGCUUUGUCCCGUGUGCCGGGGGUGGGGGAGCGUCCAUCGUGUCCCCUCCCCAGGCUGGACCCAGGGCCAGCAGCACCCUGGGACGGGGAUCCCUGGGAGGCAGCAGGAUGGACACACGGACACGGGCGCUGGGCUGUGCCCCCCAGCCCGCAGUGGCACCGGGGGGGGCUGCCAGCUCCUUGGGGACACCCGGCCGGGAGGUGCCAUCGGUUGUGGUGACGGAAUCUGGCGAACAUUUUGGCUGCGGGGGGUUGAGGACCCCACGAAUGUGGCKUUUUCUGGGGACGGGGCACAUUCCCACCGCCGGUCUGGGGUUAACYCUUCCCAGUGCCAGUCUGGGGGUGCCCAUCCGCCCCCACCCCCGGCACCCCCUCCUGGAAAGCACAGCCGGGGUGGGGUGGGCACCGYCGGGGGGUCCCACCGAACCCACUCUCUGCUGGCAAAGGGUGCCCUUUCGGUGCCAGCCCUGCCCGGCACCCACCCGGGGUGGCGUGUGGCGGGGGGGUGGCAGGUCCCCGGGGGGUGGCAGGCUGUAAAUAGGGCAGGGGGCGGCGGGAGCCCCCCCCCCCUCCCAGCGGCCAUGCAUGCGGCCGCCCGCGGGCUGUACCCCGCGGCCCCAAUAAACACCCGGUUACCGGAGGCGACUCCCCCGCCGCCGCCUCGGCGCCUUCUUGACCAUCCCCGGGAGGCGGGAGCGGCCGGGGGGCACCGGGAGGGGCACAGGGUCACCCCCUCCCUCUGUGGGCACACGCACCCACCCCUCACCCGACCCCACGAGAGUCCCCAUACCCCUUUCCCCACAAAUUCCCCUGGGAUAGAGCAGUGCCCGCGCCCUGU